UGCGUACAAGAAUAAAUUCGCUUACUGGUCUCAAUCAGUCUCAAAUAUUAAAUUGAAAUAUUUGCAGAUCGACGAAUAUUUUACGCAUUCCAUUGAGUGUUUUAUAAACAUUAAGUGGAACAGUACAACGACGAAGCGAACAUAAAAAUAAGCAUUGAUUUCUUGAAAAGAUUCAUAUUCACUUGAAAUACCUGGUGUGAAGGCAACAUAAAAAUGUCAUCUUCUUCGCAAAAUCAACAAAAUUCACCCGAACCGGCUCUGAGUCGAAGUGGUCGUGUUCGCAAGCCAAAGGUAUUUUAUGAUCCAUCGCAUUCGAUUGAUAAACGUCGAUCAUUGCCAAAUAUGGAAACAACAAAGUCGAAAAAAUCAACGAAAGCAACGGAAUCUGAGCCAAUGACGAAUGUGGAAAAAACAAAACGAACUCCACCAGUAAAUGCAGCUACGAUCAAUAAUCGACGACGUACAAUAUGUGCAGCAUCUUUUAUCAUUCCUGAUGAUGGAACCGGUUGCAUCGUUUGUGGCCGUGCUGAUAUAAAAAAAGGUCGAUUCGUCAGUUGUAUUGAUUGUAUCAAACGAGGACAUUUCACGUGCCUACGAAAUGAUAAACUGUUCAAGACCGCCGAUCAAGAGAAUAACUGGCAGUGUCCAGCAUGUAAAAUUUGCGAACAUUGUCGCAAGUUUAAACCCACUGAACAACUUUACAAAUGUAUCAUUUGCUUGAAUUCCUAUCAUUUACACUGUUCCAGUAAAUUUGCACCGUUGCCAAAAAAUGUGGUAAAAAAGAAGUUUACAUGUGGCAUAUGUACAAAAGGCACAACAGUUUCGAAACCGACGAUCGUCGAAUCGACUACACGUUCAUUGAUUCCAAAUCGAAAAUCGGAUGGUUUUCCCGGUUUUGCCCAUGAAGAAGCCACAAAAAUUGAGGUCAAGACAAGUACUGCGGUGGCAAAGGCAAAGAAAGCAAUGUCCUUCCCGGUGAAUCAAACAGCAAGUCAAUCGUCAUCAAAUCGUACAUCAAAUGCCGAAAGUGUCGAAAUGAAAGCGGAGUCAGAAAUAAAGAAAGAAAAGGCAUCGCCAACACCGGAUCAUGAUAUUAACAAUACUGAAUCAUAUGAACCACCAUCACAAGUCGAAAACACAAAGAAGAUAGCGGUUAGAAAGGAUUUGGUGGAACCAACAUUCAUGGAAACCGAUGUGGAAAUGCCAGAAAGUGGUGCUGCAUUCGAUUAUGAUACGAAAACGGUAAUCACACCGCAUGAAAGUGUGCCCGACGUUAAGAAAUGGGAUUGUGAUGAGGUAUGCACAUAUUUCAUGGCAAUCGCACCUCAGUACGUGCAGUUGUUGAAAGAUAAUCAAAUCGAUGGCGAUGCAUUAUUGCUGAUCAGACGCGAAGAUGUACUGAAUCGUUUUAGCUUGAAAUUGGGCCCAGCACUCCGAUUAUACACCCACAUCGUAGAGUUACAAUACAAGAACAAUAAUCCGAUUCUUGCUUGGAACGAAUUCUAUUAAUUUUGCAUGUGAAUAAGUUCAAAAUGCCUUAAUGGAUAAAUUUUAGUUUUUAUUUUUAAGAUUUAUGUUCAUGGAAUUUUAAUGCUUUUUUUUAUUCGUCUUAUAUUUUUAAAAUGGUCGCACAGGAAUUUCAUUUUUCUUUCGCCUUAAGGUUCAUCAUUUAACAUUAUGAAAGAAAUUAUGCUAAAAAGAAGAGAAUUCAUACUCAUUAAAUGUUGCUCGGUUCGGAUUUGUGUUCAUAUAUACAUUAAUUUCUAAAUAUUUUCACAUAAAAAAUAUUUUCCGCAUAAAUUGUUACAAUUCUUGCUGAAUAAAAGAAUUUCCUCAUUCAAA
Messenger RNA from Contarinia nasturtii (swede midge), 1842 nucleotides. RefSeq names its product supporter of activation of yellow protein (gene Lint-O). The coding region runs from base 214 to 1509 and encodes 431 amino acids. Lineage: Eukaryota; Metazoa; Arthropoda; Insecta; Diptera; Cecidomyiidae. Gene Ontology annotation, molecular function: protein binding. The transcript is spliced from 3 exons. The record is from RefSeq and is a predicted model, not a curated record.